Capra hircus (goat) is the source of this 3420-nucleotide messenger RNA. It is a transcript of the gene SLC4A5, whose product is annotated as solute carrier family 4 member 5. NCBI's taxonomy places the organism in Eukaryota, Metazoa, Chordata, Mammalia, Artiodactyla, Bovidae. The transcript has 23 exons. Bases 1 to 3240 code for a protein of 1079 amino acids. The record is from RefSeq and is a predicted model, not a curated record. Gene Ontology annotation, molecular function: monoatomic anion transmembrane transporter activity; solute:inorganic anion antiporter activity; sodium:bicarbonate symporter activity. Gene Ontology annotation, biological process: regulation of intracellular pH; transmembrane transport; bicarbonate transport. Gene Ontology annotation, cellular component: plasma membrane.
AUGAAGGUGGAGGAGGAAGAGGCUGGGGUAGGGAAGCUGGACCCCACUAACUACAGGAGGCGAUGUCAGGACCAGGAAGACUGCCGUUCCAUUCACAUCGGGCUUUCCGUUCCCAGUUACCCUCACAGGAAAAGAGACCAGAAGGGACAUCUUCCAGGCCUGCAAAAGGCCCGCUGGGGCUUGCGGCCAGACAAGCCUCAGCAGGGGCUGGCCAGUGCGGGCAGCGGUGUGGACCGUGUCAGCAAGACGCGGUCUCCAGCUGCUGAGCAGCUCCAGGACAUCCUGGGGGAGGAAGAUGAGGCUCCCAACCCCACCCUCUUCACAGAGAUGGACACUCUGCAGCAUGAUGGAGACCAGAUGGAGUGGAAGGAGUCAGCCAGGUGGAUAAAGUUUGAAGAAAAGGUAGAGGAAGGAGGCGAACGCUGGAGCAAGCCCCACGUGUCCACGCUGUCCUUGCACAGCCUCUUUGAGCUCCGCACCUGCCUGCAGACGGGAACCGUGCUGCUGGAUUUGGACGGUGGCUCCUUACCACAGAUCAUAGACGACGUCAUUGAGAAGCAAAUUGAGGAUGGCCUCCUUCGUCCAGAGCUCCGCGAGAGGGUCAGCUACGUCCUCCUGAGGAAACACCGCCACCAAACCACAAAGCCCAUCCACCGCUCCUUGGCCGACAUAGGAAAGGCAGUCUCCUCCACCAGUCGAAGCCCAGCCCGGAGCCCCAAGGCCGGCCCGAGCCUACACCACUCCACUGAGGACCUGAGGGUGCGGCAAAGUGCGAAUUACGGCCGUCUGUGUCACGCCCAGAGCAGAAGCAUGAAUGAUAUUUCUCUCACCCCAAAUACCGACCAGCGGAAAAACAAAUUCAUGAAGAAGAUCCCCAAGGACUCAGAAGCCUCCAACGUGCUUGUGGGCGAGGUGGACUUCCUGGACCAGCCGUUCAUCGCUUUCGUGCGUCUCAUCCAGUCAGCCAUGCUGGGAGGUGUGACCGAGGUGCCUGUGCCCACCAGAUUUCUGUUCAUACUGCUGGGACCCUCUGGGAGAGCAAAAUCCUACAAUGAAAUUGGCCGUGCCAUUGCAACCCUCAUGGUGGAUGACCUUUUCAGCGACGUGGCCUACAAGGCCCGGAAUCGAGAGGACCUGAUCGCGGGGAUCGAUGAGUUUCUGGACGAGGUCAUCGUGCUUCCCCCGGGAGAAUGGGACCCGAAUAUCCGAAUUGAGCCACCCAAGAAGGUGCCUUCUGCUGACAAGAGGAAGUCCGUGUUCUCCCCGACUGAAUUAGGCCAGAUGAACGGCUCCGUGGCGGGAGGCAGCGGCGGGGCUGCUGGAGGCGGCGCUGCAGGCGGUGGCGGCGGCGGCGGCGGCGGCGGCGGGGCCGGCGGAGGGAGCGGCGCGGCUGAUGGAGAGAUGCCAACCGCGCAUGAAAUCGGGGAAGAGCUGAUCUGGACAGGAAGGUUCUUCGGUGGCCUGUGUCUUGAUGUCAAGAGGAAGCUGCCCUGGUUCCCAAGUGACUUCUACGAUGGCUUCCACAUUCAGUCCAUCUCUGCCAUCCUGUUCAUCUACCUCGGCUGCAUUACCAACGCGAUCACCUUUGGUGGGCUUCUGGGAGAUGCCACUGACAAUUAUCAGGGAGUGAUGGAGAGUUUCCUGGGCACUGCCAUGGCUGGCUCCUUGUUCUGCCUCUUCUCGGGACAGCCUCUCAUCAUACUCAGCAGCACGGGACCCAUCCUCAUCUUUGAGAAGCUCCUCUUCGACUUCAGCAAAGGCAACGGCCUGGACUACAUGGAGUUCCGCCUCUGGAUUGGCCUGCACUCAGCCGUCCAGUGCCUUAUCCUGGUGGCCACGGAUGCCAGCUUUGUCAUCAAGUAUAUCACCCGCUUCACUGAGGAGGGUUUCUCCACCCUCAUCAGCUUCAUCUUCAUCUACGAUGCCAUCAAGAAGAUGAUCGGUACCUUCAAGUACUACCCCAUCAACAUGAACUUUAAGCCUGACUCUAUCACCACCUACAAAUGCGAGUGCGUCGCCCCUGACACAGUGAAUACAACCCUGUUCAAUGCUUCAGCCACGCUGCCACCAAAUACCAACACUUCUCUGUACAACCCCUUUAACCUCACAGCGCUGGACUGGUCCCUGCUGAGCAAAAAGGAGUGUUUGAACUAUGGUGGGCGCCUACUUGGGAAUUCCUGCCAGUUCAUCCCAGACCUGGCACUCAUGUCAUUCAUCCUUUUCUUCGGGACAUACUCCAUGACCCUGACCCUGAAGAAGUUCAAAUUCAGCCGCUAUUUCCCCACGAAGAUUCGCGCCCUAAUAGCUGACUUUUCCAUCAUCUUCUCCAUCCUGCUCUUCUGUGGAAUUGAUGCCUGUUUCGGCUUGGCAACCCCCAAGCUGCUGGUGCCCAGCGAAAUUAAGCCCACACGGCCUGACCGAGGCUGGUUCGUGGCCCCCUUUGGGAAGAACCCGUGGUGGGUGUACCUAGCGAGCAUCCUGCCCGCCCUGCUGGUGACCAUCCUGAUCUUCAUGGACCAGCAGAUCACUGCCGUCAUAGUCAACCGGAAGGAGAACAAGCUGAGGAAGGCGGCUGGCUACCAUCUGGACCUGUUCUGGGUGGGCACCCUCAUGGCCCUCUGCUCCUUCAUGGGGCUCCCCUGGUACGUGGCUGCCACGGUCAUCUCCAUCGCCCACAUUGACAGCCUCAAGAUGGAGACAGAGACCAGCGCCCCUGGGGAGCAGCCCCAGUUCCUGGGGGUCAGGGAACAGAGAGUGACUGGCACCAUCGUCUUCAUCCUGACAGGGAUCUCCGUCUUCCUGGCUCCCAUCCUGCAGUACAUCCCUUUGCCGGUGCUGUAUGGAGUCUUCCUCUACAUGGGUGUGGCCUCCCUGAAUGGCAUACAGUUCUGGGAUCGCUGCAAACUCUUCCUGAUGCCCGCCAAGCACCAGCCAGACCAUGCCUUCCUGCGGCACGUGCCGCUGCGCCGGAUCCACCUCUUCACCCUGGUGCAGAUACUCUGCUUGGCUGUGCUCUGGAUCCUCAAGUCCACAGUGGCCGCCAUCAUCUUCCCAAUCAUGAUCCUGGGUCUCAUCAUUGUUCGAAGGCUUCUGGACCUCAUCUUUUCCCAGCAUGACCUGGCCUGGAUUGACAACAUCCUUCCAGAGAAGGAGAAAAAGGAGGCGGAUAAGAAGAAGAGAAGGAAAGGGGGCCAUGAGGACAGUGACGAGGAGGUGGGGAGGAUGGGAGGCCUCAGCUGAUGGGAGGGAUCAAGACCCUCCCUCCACCUCUGCCAUGGCUGGGGAGGGGUGGCUUCUCAGGGAGCCAGGGGGCACUGCCCAGGCCCAGCUUUGGUCUGAUGUGCUGAGAUCACGUGUCUCUGUGAAUACCAUUAGUGUAGGCCAGAAUGUAUGAGCCCCCUCACCCAGGGAAAAGGUGGG